Molecule: messenger RNA, 1296 nt
Organism: Gracilinanus agilis (Agile Gracile Mouse Opossum)
Lineage: Eukaryota; Metazoa; Chordata; Mammalia; Didelphimorphia; Didelphidae
Gene: PPP1R7
Product: protein phosphatase 1 regulatory subunit 7
Exons: 11
Coding region: 18-1103 (361 amino acids)
Molecular function (GO): protein binding
Source: RefSeq, a predicted model, not a curated record
AGGGAAGAGCCACCAACAUGGCGUCGGGGGGCGGCGCGGGGCUGCAGCAGCCGUCGCAGGAGAUGAUGGAGGUUGACAGAAAGGUUGAGUCUGAAGAGUCGGGAGAUGAAGAAGGAAAGAAACAUGGAGCAAAUCUGGUCUCAGAACUCAGUCAGCAAAGUCUGAAAGAUGAUCAGAACCUCGGAAACCUAGAAGGGGAAGAAGGCCUCGAGCUCCCUGUGGAUAUGGAAACUGUUCACUUGGAUGAAGAUGCUGAGGACGUUGAUCUAAAUCAUUAUCGAAUUGGGAAAAUUGAAGGGUUCGAAGUCCUAAAGAAAGUGAAGACCCUCUGUCUCCGUCAGAAUCUAAUUAAGUGUAUUGAGAACUUGGAAGAGUUACAGAGCCUUCGAGAGCUGGACCUCUACGACAACCAGAUCAAAAAGAUUGAGAACCUGGAGGCGUUGACAGAGCUUGAGACUUUAGACAUUUCUUUUAAUCUUCUGCGAAACAUUGAAGGAAUAGAUCAGCUCACCUGUCUAAAGAAACUCUUCCUGGUAAACAAUAAAAUCAACAAAAUCGAAAACAUCAGUAAUCUCCAGCAGCUAAAGAUGCUAGAGCUUGGAUCUAACCGAAUCCGGGCCAUUGAAAACAUCGACAGCUUGACCAACCUUGACAGUUUGUUCUUGGGGAAGAAUAAGAUCACCAAGCUCCAGAACCUGGAUGCCCUCACCAAUCUAACUGUGCUCAGCAUGCAGAGUAACCGGCUAACCAAAAUUGAAGGCCUCCAGAACCUGGUGAACCUUCGAGAACUGUACCUCAGUCACAAUGGCAUUGAGGUCAUUGAGGGCCUGGAAAACAAUAACAAACUCACAAUGCUGGACAUUGCAUCAAAUAGAAUCAAAAAGAUUGAAAACAUCAGCCACCUCACAGAACUCCAAGAAUUCUGGAUGAAUGACAAUCUCAUUGAGAGCUGGAGUGACUUGGAUGAAUUAAAGGGGGCCAAGCUUCUCGAAACAGUUUACUUGGAGCGGAACCCUCUGCAGAAAGACCCCCAGUAUCGACGGAAAAUCAUGCUUGCCCUCCCCACCAUCCGGCAAAUCGAUGCCACAUUCGUGCGGUUCUAAAUCUCCUUCCCCUCCUCAAAGCAGUGCCCCUGCCACGGGUUUUUAAUCCACCUCUUGCUCCCGAAAUCUCCAAUUUACCAACAUCUACAAAUCAAAUGGCCAAUAGAAAACCACUGACUGAUCACAUAAAUGUGUAUGACGCACCCUCUUACUGGUUUUGAGAUGUUAUUAUUAUUAAAUCUUGCAACACCAU